UUUCCAUUGGGCCAAGGUGUUAGUUACUUCAUAACGGGUACAUCACAGCAGAACUAAAAGCCCAGUCAAAGUAAAAGUAAAGCAGAAAAUGGCGGCAUCUCUGAGAAACAGAAACAGCUUCGACUUCCAUCUCUUAACCAGCUUCCUCAACUCCCCAAUUCUCCCUCGUCGACGGUGGUUGGAAACCAUAGCCUACGAAGAACUGCGAGCUCAUCCGGACAAACCUUACACUUCAACGGCCGUCUUCAUCCAUGGCUUUUUGGGAUCUGCCAGAAACUGGAGAUCUUUCUCUCGCAACCUCUUGGCCUCUCUCUCCAAUUCCUCUCCCUCUUCCAAUUGGAGAACGGUGAUGUUGGAUAUGAGGAAUCAUGGGAAAUCGUCAGAGCGGAAACUGAAUCCGCCUCAUAAUAUGGAGAAUGCGGCCAAAGAUUUGGCCGAUUUGGUAAAGGCGGAAGGUUGGUCAUGGCCUGAGGUUGUUCUAGGCCACUCCAUGGGUGGAAAGGUAGCUUUGCAAUUUGCCGAGAGUUGUUGCCGCGGUGACUACGGUGAUUCUGCUCUGCGCCCUAAACAGCUCUGGGUAUUGGAUUCUGUCCCUGGAGAGAUAAACCCUGAAAACAGUAACGAAGAAGUUCGGGAUGUUCUAGCGACCUUGCAAAGUUUACCAUCACAAAUACCAUCUCGGAAGUGGCUUGUGAGUCAUCUGAUGGGACUUGGUUAUUCUAAGGCACUGUCAGACUGGAUAGGCACCAACCUGAAAAAAGUUGGUGACCAUGAGACAUGGAUAUUUGACCUUCAAAAUGCUAAGGAGAUGUUCGAUUCUUAUUGGGAAAAGUCUUAUUGGAAUCUAUUAGAGAACCCUCCCAAAGGCAUGGAAAUAGUCAUUGUGCGUGCUGAAAAAAGUGACAGAUGGGACCAAGAUGCCAUUGAGCGGAUCGAGAAAUUAGCCCGUCGGGGAGGAUCUGACUCUCUUGGAAAAGUUUCCUUCUGUUUACUUCCAAAUGCUGGUCAUUGGGUUCAUGUGGACAACCCAAAGGGUCUUCUUGAGAUUGUGGCUUCCAAGAUCGCCACCCUUUAGUCCCUGUUUUAGUUGGACUAUGGGGUAUCCAUCGUUGAAAAUUGUUGUGCCCAGAGUCGAAAUUCUUAACAAUAAGGAGAAGAUGAUGUUCUGUAAGAGCAUAUUAAUUGCAUACAAUUUAUCAACUACGAAAAAAUAUGCAUACAAUUCAUUGUAUCGGCGAACAUAUUUGCGCUGAUUUUGAUACCGCUCCACAAUUGAAUAAAACCCAGAAGGGCAUUCAU
Molecule: messenger RNA, 1299 nt
Organism: Abrus precatorius (Indian licorice)
Lineage: Eukaryota; Viridiplantae; Streptophyta; Magnoliopsida; Fabales; Fabaceae
Product: protein ABHD11
Exons: 5
Coding region: 89-1075 (328 amino acids)
Source: RefSeq, a predicted model, not a curated record